Molecule: messenger RNA, 4154 nt
Organism: Xylona heveae TC161
Lineage: Eukaryota; Fungi; Ascomycota; Xylonomycetes; Xylonales; Xylonaceae
Product: heavy metal translocatin
Exons: 2
Coding region: 378-4037 (1219 amino acids)
Biological process (GO): monoatomic cation transport; copper ion homeostasis
Cellular component (GO): membrane
Molecular function (GO): copper ion binding; P-type divalent copper transporter activity; ATP hydrolysis activity
Source: RefSeq, a predicted model, not a curated record
CGGGCUUUUAACACGUUGAAUCCAACAGUUUGUGCUUCAGCCGACUCCGUUUCUCGGACAAACACGAGACACUAGCAAUUUCGGUCUCCGCAAAUCCCGAAAAGUUUCGGCGCAAUCGCGAAUAGUUUUGCCGGGAUCCGGGGGCUUGGCGGCAAAAUUAUCAAUCUAAUCUGACAAAGCUGCUACCUAAGGCCCCAAAUCCCUCCUCUUCAGCUGUGAGGGGAAAUGACGCUUUAGACGCCGCGCAGAAUACCGACUGGCGGAUCGCUAUCCUUGAGCCAAACUCAUUCCCAUAAGCGCUGCGGAGAACCAAGAAACCACAGCUGCAUGCUUGAAUGGUGUAACCCUAAGCAAGGUGUGAGCGGAGUUGCAACACCAUGAAUUCGCCACUGUUGCCAAUGUCGAAGCAAGACAUUGGUUCCGAUCGCAAAAUGUCGACAAUUCCCGUACCACAGGGAGAUGUGUCUUCGAAGCAUAUGGCUACCACCACUGUGCGGAUCGACGGCAUGACCUGCGGUGCCUGUACGUCGGCCGUUGAAAGCGGAUUUAGCAAGGUUGAUGGAAUCGGCAGCGUGUCGGUCAGCUUGGUACUCGAACGGGCUGUCGUUGUCCAUGAUCCCCAAACGGUGUCGCCCGAUGAGAUUAAGGAAAUUAUUGAAAACCGAGGCUUCGAUGCGCAAAUAUUGUCGACCGAUCUACCCACAGAGAGCGAUGGAGAUUAUGAUGCUGAGGUCGAGUUGGACGACAAUCUGGGAAACAAUGGUUUAUCCACGACAACCGUUGCCAUUGAAGGCAUGACUUGUGGCGCCUGUACCUCUGCGGUUGAAGGAGGCUUCAAGGAUGUUCCUGGCAUGAAGUCAAUCAGCAUUUCACUGUUGUCUGAACGAGCUGUCAUCGAACAUGACACGAAUAUUUUGAGUCCGGAGCAGAUUGCAGACAUCAUUGAAGGACGCGGAUUCGGUGCGACAAUAAUUGACAGCAAGCCAUCACAACCAUCGACGUCUCUGAAGCGGACGGGUGCUCAAUCCAGCGGACCAGAGCGAAGAGUCUUGACAACGACGGUCGCUGUAGAAGGCAUGACCUGUGGUGCUUGCACGUCUGCUGUUGAAGGCGGUUUCAAGGAUCUCGAAGGAGUUGCGCAAUUCAAUAUCAGCCUUUUGGCAGAGCGAGCUGUUAUUGUGCACGAUCCCGAAAAGCUUUCCGCGGAAAAAAUUGUUUCCAUCAUUGAAGAUAGGGGAUUCGAUGCUCAUAUCAUAUCUUCUCAAAACGAAGGUGUCCAGAGAGCGGGCGCUACGUCGGCUGUUCAAUUAAAGAUCUACGGCAUGACAGAUCCGUCCUCGGCUUCGUUGUUGGAGGAAACACUAUCCGCGUUACCAGGAGUCACAUCGACUUCGGUCAAUUUCAUCACCUCAAGAGCCACCGUCACACAUAAACCUACCAUGACUGGUCUUCGCCAGUUGGUGGAAGCAAUAGAAGCUACCGGGAUGAAUGCCCUGGUGGCAGAUUCGGAAGACAACAAUGCUCAGUUAGAAUCGUUGUCAAAGCUUCGGGAAAUCCGAGAGUGGCAGCGAGCAUUUUAUGUUUCUCUUUGUUUUGCGAUACCCGUGUUUCUUAUUAGCAUGAUUAUUCCAAUGUUUCUUCCAGCGCUAGAUUUUGGUUCGAUAAUUUUCCUACUCCCGGGACUCUACCUCGGCGAUGUCGUGUGCUUGGCACUCACUACACCGGUUCAGUUCGGCAUCGGCAAACGAUUCUAUGGUUCAGCGCUCAAAUCGCUCCGCCAUGGCUCACCAACAAUGGACGUUCUUGUCAUCUUGGGUACCUCGGCCGCCUACUUCUUCAGCGUUGGCGCCAUGAUUGUCUCGGUGCUUUCAAAACCCCACACGCGCCCAAGUACAGUGUUCGACACAAGCACGAUGCUGAUAACUUUUAUCAGUCUUGGACGUUAUUUGGAAAAUAGAGCCAAGGGCCAAACAUCAAGAGCCUUAUCGAGAUUAAUGUCACUGGCGCCAUCCAUGGCCACCAUCUACACGGACCCUAUCGCGGCCGAAAAAGCCGCAGAAAUGUGGGAGAAUUCAAAAGGCGACGAUAAAACUUCUCAGUCCGCUGAUAACGUCGAGAACGGCAAUGCGUCUGAAGAGAGGUCUAUACCAACCGAGUUGAUUCAGAUUGGCGACAUUGUUAUUCUCCGCCCAGGCGAUAAGAUCCCAGCCGAUGGAACCGUUACACGUGGAGAGAGUUUUGUCAACGAAAGCAUGGUUACUGGAGAGCCAGUACCGAUUCUCAAGCGCAAAGGCAACUCGCUCAUUGCAGGAACGGUCAAUGGCGCGGGCAGACUUGAUUUUAGAGUCACAAGGGCAGGCCGAGACACACAGCUCAGCCAGAUUGUCAGGCUCGUUCAAGACGCGCAAACGAGUAGAGCUCCUAUUCAGCGCUUGGCAGAUGUGGUUGCCGGCUACUUUGUCCCUGCAGUUAUUACCCUCGGACUCGUAACGUUUCUUGUUUGGAUCGUGCUGAGCCAUUUGCUUCCACACCCACCCAAAAUCUUCACGGAUGAAGCCAGCGGUGGACGUUUCAUGGUCUGCCUUAAACUUUGCAUCUCUGUCAUUGUAUUUGCCUGCCCAUGCGCCCUCGGCCUCAGUACGCCUACGGCAGUCAUGGUCGGUACCGGCGUUGGAGCAGAACACGGCAUUCUCGUCAAAGGCGGAGCGGCUCUCGAAACAGCGACCAAGGUAAAACAUGUCGUCUUUGAUAAGACCGGCACACUGACUGUCGGGAAAAUGGACGUAGUCCAAAGAAACCUGGAAACCGACUGGGAUGGGGAGGAUCAAGAGUGGUUGUGGUGGACGCUGGUGGGUUUGACCGAAGUGGGCAGUGAACACCCCAUUGCCAAAUCCAUUCUUGCCAAGGCGAAGCAGCAACUUGGUCUCGAAGCAGACGGCUCUAUCGAGGGUAGUUCAGGCGAUUUCGAGGCUUCCGUCGGCCAGGGAGUAUCCGCAAUGGUUUCCCCCGCCGCCCAUCAUCAUCAUGCCGCGCGAAAACGGUAUCACGUUUCCAUUGGAAACGCCGCUUACCUCCGCUCACUCGGAGUCGCCUUGCCAAGAGACGCCGAUCCCGAUUACCGUGAUGGCCGUGGUAGUGGUGUUGGUGCAGGUGCAAAAGCCUCUUUUACCUCAUCCAGAUCUUCCGCCGGCAUCUCCACCAUCUUUGUGGCCAUUGACUCCGUCUACGCGGGCAACGUUUUCCUCUCUGAUGCUCUCAAAUCUACCGCCACUGCCGCCAUCCGUGCCCUGCACCAUCUCGGACUCGAAACUUCCCUCGUGACCGGCGACCAGCUGUCCACCGCCCAAGCAGUCGCGGCACUGGCAGGAAUACCGCCUGAAAACGUCUACGCCGGCGUCUCGCCAGACCAGAAACAAGCCAUUAUCCGCGAAAUCCAGAGCACAGGCUCGCCCUCCCGCCGGGGCCCGCAGGUCGUCGCCAUGGUCGGCGACGGCAUCAACGACUCGCCCGCGCUCGCCACCGCCGACGUCGGCAUCGCCAUGGCUUCCGGGACCGACGUUGCCGUCGAGGCGGCCGAUAUUGUCCUCAUGCGGUCCGACGACCUCUUGGACGUCCCCACCAGUCUGCACCUCGCCAAGACCAUCUUCCGCCGCAUCCGCCUCAACCUCGUCUGGGCUUGCAUGUACAAUGUCCUGGGCCUGCCCUUUGCCAUGGGCUUUUUCUUGCCCCUGGGCUGGCACUUGCAUCCCAUGGCCGCCGGCGCUGCCAUGGCCGCGUCCAGUGUCAGUGUGGUGGGAAGCAGUCUUUUGCUCAAGUUCUGGAAACGCCCCGCCUGGAUGUCUGUCGAUGUCUUGGACAAGGCCGAUGCAAGUGAUCCCGGCCUCGGUCGGCGCGUCAGACGUGCAGGCACUAGUACUGGUACUGGUACUGGUACUGGUCUCUUGAGCGAUUUGGUCGCCAGGUUGCGUUCGUUUAGACGUGCACCUCGUAUCAGAGAUGAAGGUUAUGUCCCGCUGCAGAAUAUCGAGCCUGUUUAAUGUGCAGCGUGCAGCGGUCGAACUUGUUCGUUUGGUUUUGUUUUUCGUAUAUUUCAUAUCUAUUUCUUUUUUGUUUCCGUCUUCAUUCCCAUUCUCAUUUCCAUUUCUAUCUUCAUU